Messenger RNA from Coregonus sp. 'balchen', 13330 nucleotides. The record is from the annotation of a GenBank genome assembly. Lineage: Eukaryota; Metazoa; Chordata; Actinopteri; Salmoniformes; Salmonidae.
GUCCUCCACCUCCAACAGCAAUCAAGUUCCUCCAGCCAGACCAUCGGACAACGUCCACCAUGAGCAAAUCCUUCUCCUCCCAGUCCGCCCAGUCAGCCUCCUCCUACCGCCGCACCUUCGGCUCCGGUGUUGGAUCCACCCCAAGCAUGUCCUCCAUGUUCUCCCACGGUGGGCGCGGCUCCUCCGGCUCGGCCCACAUGUCCUCCAGAGUGUAUGAGAUGACCAAGACCUCCGCCCGCCCGAGCUACUCCUCCGGCGGCAUCCGUUCCUCCUCCGGAGGCGCGAUGCGCUCGUACGCCGGGAUGGGUGAGAAGCUGGACUUCAACCUGGCCGACGCCACGAACCGCGACUUCCUGGACACCAGAACCAAUGAGAAGGCAGAGCUGCAGCACCUGAACGACCGGUUCGCCAGCUACAUUGAGAAGGUCCGUUUCCUGGAGCAACAGAACGCUACUCUGGUGGUGGAGAUCGAGAGGCUGAGGGGCCGCGAGCCGACCCGCGUGGCCGAGAUGUACGAGGAGGAAAUGAGAGAGCUGAGGCGCCAGGUGGACGGCAUGUCCAAUGACCGAGCCCGCAUAGAGGUGGAGAGAGACAACUUGGCUGAUGACCUGCAGAAACUCAAACUCAGGUGAGAGGUCAGAGGUCAGGGGUCAAAACAUACAGCAAAUCAAAUCUAAGUUUAUUUGUCACAUGCACAGGAUACAGCAGGCAGGUUCAGUGAAAUGCUAACCUGCAAGCUCUUCCUCAACAACGCAGUGUUCAAUGAGAGAGACGUUAGUCAAAUCACUGGCUAAUACGCUCUUGAUUAAGAAAUCAAAUGGCAUGAGAGAAAAGCCACGUUAGUAAAAACUGAAGAGAGGAGGUUAUUAUAUUCAGGAGCCACUGUUGGAAGACAAUGGAAGUAGAUUUAAUUCAAACUGCAUAAAGUAGAAGUUGGUAAAAACCCAAAGAGAAUCCCUGAAACUACCUGUUAACUAUUACUACUGUAAAACAUUCUUCAUGAACUUGUUCACUUGAGAAGUUUGGGCCGUUUGAUUAUGGGCCCCGAAAUAUAUCAAUAUCGUGAUAUUCCAAUAACUGUACGUUUUCUGUCUGGAACUACUUGAGAUGUAUCAAUACACGACGGAACAGGUGUUGUCUGUUGUGCUGAGUGAAAGCCAUUCCUUAGAAUGUAGCCAAAGACUGAUAUGAUCAGAAUAUGUGUAUGUUUUUCUGCUGAAUGAAAACCAUUCCUUAGAAUAUAGGUUGAAUGGGGAGUAAUAUUGUCCGAGCAGUGAUUUGGUAUCCUCCAUCUUAGAGUGAGUAGGAAAACAACAGCCAUGUCGUGUCGGGUGACGCACAGUGACGGUGUCAGUUGACAUUGAAAUGAACCAAUGAAUACUUGAAGUUCUCUCCUGCUUUGAGAAAAUGCUUGAGAAUGAAUGCAGAAGAGAUUGAGAAAGAGAAUGUCAGAAAGAGGGUGCAGAAGACAGAAGAUAGAAGAGAGCAGUGUGAUUAUACAGUGGGGGAAAAAAGUAUUUAGUCAGCCACCAAUUGUGCAAGUUCUCCCACUUAAAAAGAUGAGAGAGGCCUGUAAUUUUCAUCAUAGGUACACGUCCAGAAAAUCACAUUGUAGGAUUUUUAAUGAAUUUAUUUGCAAAUUAUGGUGGAAAAUAAGUAUUUGGUCACCUACAAACAAGCAAGAUUUCUGGCUCUCACAGACCUGUAACUUCUUCUUUAAGAGGCUCCUCUGUCCUCCACUCGUUACCUGUAUUAAUGGCACCUGUUUGAACUUGUUAUCAGUAUAAAAGACACCUGUCCACAACCUCAAACAGUCACACUCCAAACUCCACUAUGGCCAAGACCAAAGAGCUGUCAAAGGACACCAGAAACAAAAUUGUAGACCUGCACCAGGCUGGGAAGACUGAAUCUUCAAUAGGUAAGCAGCUUGGUUUGAAGAAAUCAACUGUGGGAGCAAUUAUUAGGAAAUGGAAGACAUACAAGACCACUGAUAAUCUCCCUCGAUCUGGGGCUCCACGCAAGAUCUCACCCCGUGGGGUCAAAAUGAUCACAAGAACGGUGAGCAAAAAUCCCAGAACCACACGGGGGGACCUAGUGAAUGACCUGCAGAGAGCUGGGACCAAAGUAACAAAGCCUACCAUCAGUAACACACUACGCCGCCAGGGACUCAAAUCCUGCAGUGCCAGACGUGUCCCCCUGCUUAAGCCAGUACAUGUCCAGGCCCGUCUGAAGUUUGCUAGAGUGCAGAAGUUUGCUAGACCUGUCUCAAAGAGUCCCCAUAGUAGACAGACAGACAGACAGACAGACAGACAGACAGACAGACAGACAGACAGACAGACAGACAGACAGACAGACAGACAGACAGACAGACAGACAGACAGACAGACAGACAGACAGGCAGGCAGGCAGACAGGCAGACAGGCAGACAGACAGGCAGGCAGACAGGCAGACAGACAGACAGACAGACAGACAGACAGACAGACAGACAGACAGAGACAUGCAGAAAACAGAGACAUGCAGAAAGACAGACAGACAGACAGACAGACAGACAGACAGACAGACAGACAGACAGACAGACAGACAGACAGACAGAGAGAGACAGACAGAUAGACAGACCGAGACAGACAGACAGACCGAGACAGACAGACAGAUAGACAGACAGACAGCCAGAUAGACAGACAGACAGACAGACAGACAGACAGACAGACAGACAGACAGACAGACAGACAGACAGGCAGACAGGCAGACAGGCAGACAGGCAGACAGAGACAGCAGGCAGAGACAGGCAGACAGGCAGACAGGCAGACAGGCAGACAGAUCGUCUUUGUCCAACAGUUGCUCAGAGCCCUUUACGAAUCAGGAGUCCCAGAAUACCAUUCCCAUAUUAGACCACUAUUCUUAUCCAUCCCAAUUUACCCUGAGCGCCUGCCGUACCUCUCCUAAAUAUAACUAUUUAUCAGCAGGACUAUUGGAUGCUGUGUCUGACUCUGUGGAAUGCAAGGCCUCAUGAGAGUCUAUACACAAACUGUGGGAGCGUUCAACAAGUUUCAAGUUUUUAUUGUCACGUAAGACUAGUACAGUGAAAAGCCUUUCAGGCUCUUUCCCAACAAUGCAGUAAUCAAUAUCGGUAGUACGGUAGUAGGAAAAAUUAUGUAAAAAGCCAAGUAGAACACAAACACAGGAGAAAUAUAAAUAAAAAGAACAGUUAGUGGUUUGACUGUUGUUAACAGACGUUUCUAUGUAGAGGUACUGGAUCAGCAGUGUCAAAUCGUCUCUGGGUUUUUUUUCUCUCUGCACUGUAACAGCUGAUGGAAUCUAUCUCCUUCAAGGCCUGUGUGGGAGGAGUUUGGAUGCAGUGGGGAAUGAGAGAGAGUCAAAAUAGUGUGAAAGUGGAGGUUGGAAGGUUGAGGGUGGAAUACACAGCUGCUGUGUGAUACUGACCUCAGAUCAACUCAGGGUUGGUAUUCAUAGUGUAUUAGAGUAUUAUCUAGUAUCCUAGAUCAGUGCUCCUACCCUGAGACACAUACAGUUCCUGCUCUGUAGUAGAACACUGCCUCCAGCUUCUGUCAGCUAUACUUGCUCCCCUCUGUCUGUCUGCUCUGUAAAGGAGUUUAUCGCCGACGGCAACAUGAGACACACGGCGUGGUGGGAAUCAGUCGCCUCCCCUGUGAUCUAAACACAGAGUCCUGACAUGCCUUAAGCCUGCCAACCAUUACAUGUGCCAUUUAUCAGACACUUUGAUCCAGAGCAACUCACAGUCAUGCAUGCAUACAUUUAACGUGUGGGUGGUCCCGGGAAUCCAACCCACUAUCCUGCCGUUGCAAGCACCAUGCUCUGCCAACUGAGCUACAGAGGACCACAGAUAAGCAGAGUAUCGCCGUGGGCUAUAAUAGGAUACAUACCCACAGUGUCAGUGAUGUCUUUAUCAACAGUAAUGACACAGUGUAGGUGUCUUUAUCAACAGUAAUGACACAGUGUCUGCAUCUAAAGUAAUGACACAGUGUCGGUGACGUCUGUAUAAACAGAGCAUGGUCAGCUAUGUUUAGCCAUUCAGGAAGCAACCAGGACACAAAAAGGAUGUCAAAUGAUUUGUAGGGGUUAUAACCAUCUCUGUACCUCAUUGCCCUCUCUGCUUUUGUGUUUGACCCUUGACCUGCCUUAGAACAGCUGCAGGAGUCCACUGUAUGAAGAAUGUGUGUCUCUGGAGGAAGGGUCCAUUCCUCUGGUCACAGAGAGAGACUGUGCUUUAAAGAUAAAGUGAUAACGCACAUCAUUAACUCUCCCCUGAGAUACUUUGUGUUUGUCCAAAAUGGAGUUGCUUCCCAGCCUAUAUCUGCUGUGGAGUAUACUCGGUGUAGUCUGUUGGUUCAACAGUGUAAAGUCUGCUGUUCAAACAGUGUAAAGUCUGCUGGUUCAACAGUGUAAAGUCUGCUGUUCAAACAGUGUAAAGUCUGCUGUUCAAACAGUUUAAAGUCUGCUGGUUCAACAGUGUAAAGUCUGCAGUUCAAACAGUGUAAAGUCUGCUGGUUCAACAGUGUAAAGUGGGCUGGUUCAACAGUGUAAAGUCUGCUGUUCAAACAGUGUAAAGUCUGCUGUUACAAAUUGUUUGCAUAGUCAAUUUACACACAACACUGACACACACACUUACCCCAUCAGACACGCCACCAGGGGUCUUUUCACAGUCCCCAGAUCCAGAACAAAUUCAAGGAAACAUACAGUAUUAUACAGAGCCAUGAGUGCAUGGAACUCCCUUCCAUCUUAUAUAGCGCAAGUGAACAGCAAACCUGGUUUCGAAAAACAAAUAAAGCAACACCUCACGGCAUAACGCCUCUCCCCCAUGUGACCUUCUUGUUGUGUGUAUGUACUGAUUUGUAUGUGUAACUGAUAGAUGCACACACACAUUACAUGUUCAUGUUUUUAAAAUGUAUGUAAAUUGUAAAGUAUUUUGUCUGUAAUGUCCUUUUCAUUAUGUGUUGGACCCCAGUAAGACUAGCUGUCGGCUAAUGGAGAUCCUAAUAAAUCUAAUCAAAAUCACAACACCUACUUACAGGCUCAGACAGGGAGGAAAAUGUUGUCUCUGAAUCUGUUUAACAGUCCAAUUGAGCCUUUUCUUUAAUAUCUCCCUCCCUCCCUCCCUCGCUCCCUCCCUCUCUCCCACUCUCCCUCCCUCCCUCCCUCCCUCCCUCCCUCCCUCCCUCCCUCUCUCCCUCCUCCCUCCCUCCCUCCUCUCCCUCCCUCCCUCCCUCCCUCCCUCCCUCCCUCCCUCCCUCCCUCCCUCCCUCUCUCUCUCUCUCUCCCUCCCUCCCUCCCUCCCUCCCACUCUCUCUCCCUCCCUCCAGGCUGCAGGAGGAGAUCCACCAGAAGGAAGAGGCAGAGAACAACCUGUCUGCUUUCAGAGCUGUGAGUCACACUUUCCUUCUCCUUCUCUCUUUCUUUGGCAGCCUUCAGAAAUGUCUCUCUUCCCAUAAUGAUCAAUGAAAUACAUGCAGUCAAGUUAGAUCAACAAUAACAGUGCCGAGUGUGACACCAACAUGAACUGGGCGGCAGGUAGCUUAGUGGGUAAGAGCGUUGUGCCAGUAACCGAAAGGUCGCUGGUUCUAAUCCCCGAGCCGACUAUGUGAAAAAUCUGUCGAUGUGCCCUUAAGCAAGGCACUUAACCCUAAUUGCUCCUGUAAGUCGCUCUGGAUAAGAGCGUCUGCUAAAUGACUAAAAUGUAAAUGUAACUGAAACUGCAAUUCUUCCCCAGAGUAACUUCUGAGUCUCUCUCUCUCUCACUCACUCUCACACUCUCUCUCUCCCUCUGUCUCUCUCUCUCUCUCUCUCUCUCUCUCUCUCUCUCUCUCUCUCUCUCUCUCAGAAACGUAGACAUUAAACAUCCUCUACUAUAUCCACUGUUCUUGUUCUGUUUCUCUAGGAUGUGGACUCUGCCACUCUGGCCAGGCUGGACCUGGAGAGACGCAUUGAGAGCCUGCAGGAGGAGAUCACCUUCCUCAAGAAGAUUCAUGAGGAGGUCAGUAGUGUCCCAGGGCCUUUAUGUUUAACCCUUUUUUUCACCCUGCGAUAGAUUAGCGUCCUGUUCAGACUUGUACAUCAAGCCUCACGCUACAGAAACAGGAGAUAUAUGUGGUCCUCUGUAGCUCAGUUGGUAGAGCACGGCGCUUGUAACGCCAGGGUAGUGGGUUCGAUCCCCGGGACCACCCAUAUACAAAAAUGUAUGCACGCAUGACUGUAAGUCGCUUUGGAUAAAAGCGUCUGCUAAAUGGCAUAUUAUUAUUAUAUAAUUACCCAUAGGGCAGGAGCCUGUCUCAGACAAGGAUACUUACUUAUACCCUUUUAACACUACUGAGCCAAGCUGGGCCAAGCUGAACUGGGCUGGCUUGUUUACAUAUCUACCAUAGUUGCUGGAACCAUGCUACAAGGUCAACGUGAAAAGAAAAUAUACAAACCAGUACAGUGUGCUGCAGAAAAGAGUAUAAUCGUCUCCACAUCAGCCUAUGUCAGUUCCCGUGCAUUCUUUAUCGUCAGACGUUCCCCCAUUCGACCCUUCUAUACACCAAACCUGCAGCUGUUCUUUCUGCUUGACAUUUUCAUGGUGGGGAACAUAAUGUAAAUAUAAAGACUGCAUGUCGCUGACACAAACCCUUUGUGUCAGUAUUUACCCCUAAAUAUACAGUUAGCUCAAUAUAAACCCCUAAAUAUACAGUUAGCUCAAUAUAAACCCCUAAAUAUACAGUUAGCUCAAUAUAUACCCCUAAAUAUACAGUUAGCUCAAUAUAUACCCCUAAAUAUACAGUUAGCUCAAUAUAUAUCCCUAAAUAUACAGUUAGCUCAAUAUAUACCCCUAAAUAUACAGUUAGCUCAAUAUAUACCCCUAAAUAUACAGUUAGCUCAAUAUAUAUCCCUAAAUAUACAGUUAGCUCAAUAUAUACCCCUAAAUAUACAGUUAGCUCAAUAUAUAUCCCUAAAUAUACAGUUAGCUCAAUAUAUAUCCCUAAAUAUACAGUUAGCUGGAGUAUCAUAUAUGUGGCACUCACUGUUACUAUAGAACAACAUUGUAGGGCAAAUAUGACAUGCAUACUUACAGUAAACACACCACACCACACAACCAACUAUACACACCACACCACACAACCAACUAUACACACACCACACACAACCACAACACACAACACACCAACAACUAUAACACACCACAGAAACAACGAUACACAACCACACCACACAACCAACUAUACACACCACACCACAGAACCAACUAUACACACCACACCACACCACACCCACACCACAGAACCAACGAUACACACCACACCUACACAACCAACUAUACACACCACACCUACACAACCAACUAUACACACCACACCACAGAACCAACGAUACACACCACACCCACAACCCACACACACACCACACAACCACAACACCACACCACAGCACACCUACACCAACACCACUAUACCACCACACACAACCACACACACCACACACACCACACCACCACAACCAACAUACACACCACACCACCACCACACAACCACAACCACACACAAACCACACCAUCAAAACACACACACACACACAACGCACACCACACCAACACACACCAGCACUACAACCAACACACACCACACACCAACACACACCACCACACCAACGAUACCACACACACCCACACCAACACCACCCAACCCACACCACACAACACUACACACCCCACACCACACCACCUACAAACCAACACUACACACCCACACACCACACCACACCACAACCCCCAGACACAACCAAACGAGACACCACCGACACGCACACCCCACAACCAACGAGACACACACACCACACCACACAAACCAACUAUCAAACCACACACAGGAACCAAUGAUACACACCACACCACACCACACAACCAACUAUACACACCACACCACACCACACCACACAACCAACUAUACACACCCCACCACACAACCAACUAUACACACCACACCACAGAACCAAUGGUACACACCACACCACACAACCAACUAUACACACCACACCACACCACACCUACACAACCAACUUUACACCCACCACACCACACCACACAACCAACUAUACACACCACACCACACCACACCUACACAACCAACUAUACACACCACACCACACCACACCACACCACUAACCAUACAGCUCCACUGCGUACAGUGGAUGGGAAGAGGGACUUUUCUAGUUUCUUAAGCCAGAAGUCCUUUCAUGCUCUCUCUUCUUCCCCCUGACAUUUGACUUUAGAGAAAUGCUGGCAUGUAUCAGCUGGUUCGUGACAUGGAGGGCCCUCUGUAACGUUAUUCAACACAUGCACAGCUAAAAUUAAACUAUGAGAGAGACAGAGACCAUUGGUCCUGAAUAUGAAGGACAGAGAGAGAGAGAGCAUUGGUCCUGUAUAUGUAUUGUAGGAGCCAGGGUUCUUCCUGGUGGGGCGGCAUAGUCAGUGUAACUCUGGGCCGUAUGUAUAGUCAAUAAAUGAGGAAAGUGGAGGAAAAUAAUUGCUGUUAAUGCUAAAGGCUGAUAAUCUAAAUUAAAUCCUGUAUGUACCCCGACCCCUAACCUCUGAACUCUGACCUCUGAACUCUAUCCUCUGACCCCUGCAGGAGAUCCAUGAGCUGACGAGCCAGAUGCAGGAGACCUCAGUACAGGUCCAGAUGGACAUGACCAAACCAGACCUGACCGCUGCCCUCAGGGACAUCCGCAUGCAGUACGAGGGCAUCGCCGCCAAGAACAUCUCAGAGGCAGAGGAAUGGUACAAGUCCAAGGUAAACACCACCUAUAAUACACAGUGGUAUUAAAUAUGGUAAACACCACCUAUAAUACACAGUAGUAUUAUAUAUGGUAAACACCACCCAUAAUACACAGUGGUAUUAUAUAUGGUAAACACCACCCAUAAUACACAGUGGUAUUAUAUAUGGUAAACACCACCUAUAAUACACAGUGGUAUUAUAUAUGGUAAACACCACCUAUAAUACACAGUAGUAUUAUAUAUUCUGGUAGAGUACAGAGGACAGGUACAAGUCCAAGGUAAACACUAGAAAUAUGGGCGGGUAGUUAGAGAGGCUUGCUGCCAUCGGAUUGGUUGAGAUAAUUGGUUUAGGACAACACAGAAGGGGAUUGGAGACUAUUCCGUUUCAAUUCAGUGAAUUCAUGACGUUGAAAUUUGAAAUUAAAUUGACUGCAUUGCAAUGAAAUGAAAUCGACCCCAAGUCCCCAACCCUGGCAAAGAACAUGUGACUGCCAGUACUUGAAGUAAAGCAGGGCUAGAUAAGCUAAAGCUGGAUAUGAUAUGUGGACUGUGACAGUAGCUCAGCUGACUACAUCGGCACUACUAGACAGUGACAGUAGCAUCUAUUCUAACCCAUGUCUCCACCUCCUCUCCAGGUGUCAGACCUGAACCAGGCUGUGAACAAGAACAACGAUGCUCUGAGACAGGCCAAACAGGAGAGCAUGGAGUUCAGACACCAGAUCCAGUCCUACACCUGCGAGAUCGACUCUCUCAAGGGAACCGUGAGUACUCUAUUACUACAUCCUACUCUAUAUCCUCCUGGACUAUUACUACAUCCUACUCUAUAUCCUCCUGGACUAUUACUGCAUCCUACUCUAUAUCCUCCUGGACUAUUACUACAUCCUACUCUAUAUCCUCCUGGACUAUUACUACAUCCUACUCUACAUCCUCCUGGACUAUUACUACAUCCUACUCUAUAUCCUCCUGGACUAUUACUACAUCCUACUCUAUAUCCUCCUGGACUAUUACUACAUCCUACUCUAUAUCCUCCUGGACUAUUACUACAUCCUACUCUAUAUCCUCCUACACUAUUACUACAUCCUACUCUAUAUCCUCCUGGACUAUUACUACAUCCUACUCUAUAUCCUCCUGGACUAUUACUACAUCCUACUCUACAUCCUCCUGGACUAUUACUACAUCCUACUCUACAUCCUCCUGGACUAUUACUACAUCCUACUCUAUAUCCUCCUGGACUAUUACUACAUCCUAUUCUAUAUCCUCCUGGACUAUUACUACAUCCUACUCUAUAUCCUCCUGGACUAUUACUACAUCCUACUCUACAUCCUCCUGGACUAUUACUACAUCCUACUCUACAUCCUCCUGGACUAUUACUACAUCCUACUCUGUAUCUUCCUGGACUAUUACUACAUCCUACUAUAUAUAUUCCUACACUAUUACUACAUCCUACUCUACAUCCUCCUGGACUAUUACUACAUCCUACUCUGUAUCUUCCUGGACUAUUACUACAUCCUACUAUAUAUAUUCCUACACUAUUACUACAUCCUACUCUACAUCCUCCUGGACUAUUACUACAUCCUACUCUGUAUCUUCCUGGACUAUUACUACAUCCUACUAUAUAUAUUCCUACACUAUUACUACAUCCUACUCUACAUCCUCCUGGACUAUUACUACAUCCUACUCUGUAUCUUCCUGGACUAUUACUACAUCCUACUAUAUAUAUUCCUACACUAUUACUACAUCCUACUCUACAUCCUCCUGGACUAUUACUACAUCCUACUCUACCUCCUCCUGGACUAUUACUACAUCCUACUCUAUAUCCUCCUGGACUAUUACUACAUCCUACUCUAUAUCCUCCUGGACUAUUACUACAUCCUACUCUAUAUCCUCCUGGACUAUUACUACAUCCUACUCUAUAUCCUCCUGGACUAUUACUACAUCCUACUCUACAUCCUCCUGGACUAUUACUACAUCCUACUCUAUAUCCUCCUGGACUAUUACUACAUCCUACUCUAUAUCCUCCUGGACUAUUACUACAUCCUACUCUACAUCUUCCUGGACUAUUACUACAUCCUACUCUACAUCCUCCUGGAUUAUUACUACAUCCUACUCUAUAUCCUCCUGGACUAUUACUACAUCCUACUCUAUAUCCUCCUGGACUAUUACUACAUCCUACUCUACAUCCUCCUGUACUAUUACUACAUCCUACUCGAUAUCCUCCUGGACUAUUACUACAUCCUACUCUGUAUCCUCCUUGACUAUUACUACAUCCUACUCUAUUUCCUCCUGGACUAUUACUACAUCCUACUCUACAUCCUCCUGGACUAUUACUACAUCCUACUCUACAUCCUCCUGGACUAUUACUACAUCCUACUCUACAUCCUCCUGGACUAUUACUACAUCCUACUCUACAUCCUGCUACACUAUUACUACAUCCUACUCUACAUCCUCCUGGACUAUUACUACAUCCUACUCUACAUCCUCCUGGACUAUUACUACAUCCUACUCGAUAUCCUACUGGACUAUUACUACAUCCUACUCUACAUCCUGCUGGACUAUUACUACAUCCUACUCUACAUCCUCCUGGACUAUUACUACAUCCUACUCGAUAUCCUCCUGGACUAUUACUACAUCCUACUCUACAUCCUCCUGGACUAUUACUACAUCCUACUCGAUAUCCUCCUGGACUAUUACUACAUCCUACUCGAUAUCCUCCUGGACUAUUACUACAUCCUACUCUAUAUCCUCCUGGACUAUUACUACAUCCUACUCUACAUCCUGCUACACUAUUACUACAUCCUACUCUAUAUCCUCCUGGACUAUUACUUCAUCCUACUCUACAUCCUCCUGGACUAUUACUACAUCCUACUCUACAUCCUCCUGGACUAUUACUACAUCCUACUCUACAUCCUCCUGGACUAUUACUACAUCCUACUCUACAUCCUCCUGGACUAAGUGUACUCUUGUUUGCUUCCUUUCAUGGAUUUGACAGGAAAGGAUUGGUGUAGGAAAUAUGUUAGAAACUCCAUCUAGCCAUGGCUUACACCAAUCCAAUGCUUUUAAAUGUCUGCGGAGUAGUACAUACUUCAGGACAAUUCCCUAACCUAUCAUCACUUCUGGACAAUUCCCUAACCUAUCAUCACUUCAGGACAAUUCCCUAACCUAUCAUCACUUCAGGACAAUUCCCUAACCUAUCAUCACUUCUGGACAAUUCCCUAAUCUAUCAUCACUUUAAGCACCUCUCCACAGGCUCCCCUCUCAAUCUAACUAUGAUGCCUGUUUACCCACCUUACUGUUUAUGUAAUCACCCCUCUCUCUCUCCCCCCUACAGAACGAGUCUCUGCUGAGGCAGAUGAGGGAGAUGGAGGAUCGUCUGGGAAACGAGUCUGGAGGUUACCAGGACUCCAUCACCCGUCUGGAGGCUGAGAUCGCCAAGAUGAAGGAUGAUAUGGCUCGCCACCUCAGAGAGUACCAGGACCUGCUCAAUGUCAAGAUGGCCCUGGACAUAGAGAUCGCUACCUACAGGAAACUACUGGAGGGAGAGGAGAGCAGGUAGGAGAGAGGGAGGAGUAGGGAGAGGGAUAGAGGAGAGGGAGGGGAGGAGUAGGGGGAGGAGCAGGGGGAGGGAUAGAGAAGAGGGAGGGGAGGAGUAGGGGGAGGAGAAGGGGGAGGAGCAGGGGAGGGCUAGGGAAGAGGGAGGAGAGGAGUAGGGGAAGGGCAGGGGGAGGAGCAGGGGAGGGCUAGAGAAGAGGGAGGGGAGGUGUAGGGGGAGGAGCAGGAGGAGGGAUAGAGAAGAGGGAGGGGAGGAGUAGGGGGAGGAGCAGGGGAGGGCUAGAGAAGAGGAAGGGGAGGUGUAGGGGUAGGAGCAGGGGGAGGUAAGUGAGUGAGUAAGGUUAUCAUAAACUGGUCAUUUCACCUGUAAUUAACUGUUCUGUUGGUCUUCACUGUCUUCCCCAGAAUCACUGUAUCUGGCUCCCAGUCUUCCCACUCUGGCUCCCGCUCUAAUGCCUCAUUAUAUUCCACUGUUGGAUUCAGAGGUGACUACUGCAAACACACUUCCUCACAACUGUCAGCAAUGAGUACUAUGUGACACGUGUACAGGAAGUUAAAGUAAGGGGUCGUGACAGGAACCUGAGAGAAGCAUCACAACUUCACCACAAGGUGGAGUUGCCGUGCCAUGAAUUCAUGCAUUUCAGAUAUCGACAUCACUGAGACCACAAUCAAUUAAAUGAAAACAAUUGAGCAUGAUUGAAGUUGAUUGAUUGAUUGAUUGAUUGGGGGUAAUUCAACUGUGGCUUUUUGGGUUAGGUUGAGGCAGAACGAAUCAUACUCUGGGUUGGCGUUGAUGUUAGGUUGGUUUUGUGUUUCUGUUAGCUUGGUGUUGUGUUUCUGUUAGGUUGGUUUUGUGUUUCUGUUAGUAUAAGGUUGUCUUACCUCUGUCCGAUCCCAUCCACAGAGACCAGCCCAGACGCCGGGCGAUCAUCAGAGGUCCACUCCAAGAAGACUGUUCUGAUCAAGACCAUCGAGACCCGCGAUGGAGAGGUGAGAUAA